UCAACUUUACUGUGAUCGUAAUAAAAUAUGAAUAUACCAGGAACUUCAGUUGUCGACCCUGAAUAUAUAGAAAAAAAGCGGGCAGAACUAGAAAUAUUCUUCAAAGAUGCUAAAUUACCUAAAGAUGUUUUACAAAGAGUGAUUGAAAACGAACUUAAACCUUUGACGGAACCAAAUGAGAAUCCCAACCCUUCUUACAUUGCUGCAUCCUUCCCUGGCGAAGUGAAAUCAGAAUAUGAAGUCAUGACAGGUCAACCUUUUACCGAGGUAAAGGAAUCUAACAAACCAUUCACAGAUGAAGAAAUCAGAGAGAUGAUCAAUGCUAAUCCAAUUCUAAUAGAUAAAGCACGCCAAAUUCAAAUAGCUAGUAAGCAGAUGAAGCCAAUUGCUGUGCCUCUUGACCAUAUAAAUCUGCCUUCUUAUACUCAAAUAAGAAGUGAUAUAGAUUCGGCAAAAGGCAAUAAGGAGCAGGUUGACAAAAUUAAUUACCAGAAUAUGCAAGCUUUAAUGAAUUCAGUUGCAGAUUUUAAAACAAUAAAUCAAGGGCCUCCUAAAUUAGAAAAUGACUCCGAGAGCGAGGAAACCGAUUACGAGGAAGAAUAUGAAGCCAUAGAAAAAGUUGUUAGUCAAUAUACUGACAAAUCUUACGAGACAAGAUUUCAGGAAACUAAAGAAAUGUUGCAAAAGUUAGCAGAUGACUACGAAAGUCCUGAGUGUACCACAAACACAAGUGACACUAAAGCAAAUAUAAUGAAAAAUCCAAUUUUAAAAGAAUCUUCCAUUCAUGUAAUCAAAGGGCAAAUCAGAAAGACGGCUAUACAAGAAGUUCAGGAAAAAUAUGCUAUAAAUGAAUCUAUUAGAGAUAAUCCUAUUAAUCUCAACUUGAGUGGAGAAAUUGAAAUAAAAACCGAACAAAAAAAGAAAGAGGAAGAACCAGUUGAUAUAGAAGAAGUGUUUCCAAAAAGUUUUGAGGCAAGGCUUAAAGAUACACAAAAAGCGCUUCAAGAUAUCAACGUGAUUUUAGAUGACACAUCUUUAGAAAAUUCAAGUAACAAAUCACUACCUGAAGAGCCCGCAAACAAUUUUGAAGAAUCACAAAAUGAAUCUGAUGUUAAUGAACAAGUAAUAACUGGUCAACAAAAAUUUGACGAAAGAAUGGAACAAACACUACAAAAUGCUUUAGAGGAUAUCUUUGAGUUAGGUGAUCAUGACAAUAGAGACAACAAAGCACUAGAGUUCACUGAAAUGAAAAGUCUGGCUCGGAAUAUUGUCGAGGGAGCUGAAAAUCUCAGCACUUUAAUUCGGGAAGAUAUAACCAACAAGUUGAAUAGUAUGAAUGAAUUAUUAAAUGAUGUCAAUGAAGCUCUAGAAAACUCUAAAAAAUCUAACAUUGCAUAUCAAAAUAUAAAAGAAGAAGGAGAAAUAUUGAGAAGAAAACAUGGAAUGAUAGCUGAAUCGGCGAAAUUGGAAGAAAUGAAUGAAGAUGCCCGAGAAACUGCCGAAGAAAACACAACGGAAAAUAUCGAAAUCGAAUCAAAUGUUUCGCGAUCACAAAUAGAUGAUAUAAAUGAUUCUAUUAAAAGACUAAACGUAGAAUUGAAAUGUCACGAAGAUAGAAUUAAUCAAAGCAAAGAGAGAUACGAAAUGAGAAAUAAAGAGUGUAAGACAUUUAUGAAAGAAGUAGAUGACAUAUUACAAAAGUCGCACGAUAUCUUGCAUCCUAUCAAAGGAAAUAUCAAUUCAGACGUUCCAAAUCUAUGUGAUGAUGAAAAGACGAAGAUACCACCACCACCACCUGAAAUCCCGUUAGAUCCAGUGAUAGCAGAAAAAAGUGCGAAAAUGCGAAAAGAGUUAUGGGAUAUUGAUCUCAGUAAUGUUUCGGAGGAACGCAACAAAAGACUAGAGGAAUUCAAAAAGCAAGAACAAGAAAGGAACAAGAGAAUAGAUGGUCUUUUGUGUGAUAUAAAACAUAACAUGAAGGACAAUAAAGAAGUUUUGAGACUUGCAAACAAUUUGCUUCGAAGAGAAGAGUCUAGAAAGAAGCCUUUACAACAAAGUUGCAAAAUUCGUGAGUUGCCAGCAGUGGAAUCAGAUGCAAAAGGUCAAGGUGAUAAUGCUGGUAUCGUCGACGCUAAUAACAGUUUGAACGAACUAAAGCAAAGUAUUGAAUGCGGAUUGCCGCCAACGGAGGGGGAAACAAAAAGAGUGCGCAUAACAUCAGUAGAAAGGCAGAAACAAAUUGAAGAAAGAAAGGCAGAAGAAGCGGAGCAAGAGCGAGAGAAAAAACGAGAGAUUCAGAAGAAAUUCGAGGAAGAGAUGGAGGAGAUGAACAGGGGUCCGAGGAUGACCAAGGAGUUUAUAAGGAACCACUGCAAACAACACAAGUUGUACUGCACGCCUUAUUUGAAUGACAUCCUAUAUUUACAUUUUAAGGGCUUCUCCAAAAUCGAAAAUCUAGAAGAAUACACUGGCCUGAAAUGCAUAUUUCUUGAAAACAACGGCAUCCAGAGAAUUGAAGGUUUAGAUGCCCAGUCCGAGCUGAAAUGUCUUUACCUUCACUAUAACGUGGUCAGAAAGAUAGAAAACCUAGCGGGAUGCCCUAAGCUGGACACUUUGAAUCUUGACCACAACUUCGUGUGUAAAAUCGAGAAUUUGGACGUCGUCCCAGACCUGCACACGUUGAGCAUUGCUCAUAAUAUGCUGUCUUCUUAUGAUGACCUGGAACAACUUCGAAACUGCCGCAAUCUGUCAGUGCUGGACUUGUCAUACAACCGACUGGAAGACCCGCUCAUUGUUGACGUUCUUGCGGAUAUGAUCAUCCUUAAGGUGCUGGUGCUAACUGGGAACCCAGUAGUACGCAUCAUCCCAGCCUACAGAAAGACACUGACGCUCCGGAUCAAAGAUCUUCAGAACCUGGAUAACAGGCCGGUGUUCCCCAGGGAUCGCGCGUGCGCUGAAGCUUGGCAAAGGGGUGGAGUUCAGGAGGAAAUUGCUGAGAGGAAAAGAUGGAUAGCAAGGGAACAGGAGAAGGUGAUGCAAAGUGUCAGGUACUUGAUCCGGAUGAGAGACGAGAAGAGAGCCAUCAGGGAUGCGAAGGAGAAGGAGGAGAGAGAGAAAUUGGGGCUGCCAGAGGGAGAAGAACAAAAAGAGAAUGCUGAAAAUAAACCUAAGCCAGUAACUACAGAAGUCGAUGAAACCGAGGGACCAUCCAUUUUGGAGCAGAAAUUUGGUCCAAGCGAGGUUAAAGUAAAAGACGGUGUUGCGGUUGACAUGCUGACAGGGUCUGAAGCUGAUGACAGUACAAGCGAAGAGAGUAGUGAUGUUGACAGUGAAGAUUUUAAAGUGGAAGACAAAGAAGAUGGAACUACAACAAACAUGAUAGAAUGGUCCAACAUUGAGCAGGGAAAGUGUUUGGUGCAGGAAGUCAGCCACAACCCAAUGCCUCCCCAGGACGAUUACUGGGGAGGAUAUAGGGAAGUCCAGAGUCCGUCUACCAGCCGCGGCGACGAUUUCAUGUCAAACUUCUCAGCUUUGGGCAAUUUGAUGUUUAGUCAGCAACCACACAUAGAGCGGAAGAAAGCAUCGCAGAUAUUGGCAGAACAUGGAAUGGGAAAGAAAUCAAAAGCGAAAAUAACUGAAGUUAUAUCAGAAGAAAAAACGGUACCAGAAGAUGCCAAGAAAAAGGCUCUGAUUGAAAUAAUUGAACCAGUUGAGCAAGUAAAUCCUGUCAACGAGAAACCUACAGUCGGAGAAGCGAAAUUUGUUAGUGGUAUUGUAGAAGAGGGUAAUCUCAUAAUUGAUCAUGAUAAAAAGAUAAUCAGUGAGAAGGAAUUAAAACCAAGUUUGAAAAAGAAGAGUUCUGCAAGCAAGAUUAAGAAACCUCUAAAGAAAGUGGUUAUUAAUGAAAUAAGGCACGACGAGGACAAACCUUCAAAUGAAGAGCCUUUUGAUGGUGAUGGUAAAUCAGAAAAAUCUAAAGAAGAAAAUAAAAAAGAUGAAAAUAUUGAGAAGAAAGAUAAUGAAAACCAGUCUAGAAAUUCUAGUGGGGACAUUGAUCAAAGAAGAGAUAGUGUGCAGCACAGUUCAGGCGACGGUGUAGCUCUGAUAAACUACAUGCACAAUAUGAAUGCUGACAACAUUGACGAUGAUGAAGACAUGAAGCCGAGUGCGGAAGAUUUGGAGAUUUUCGCCGAGCUGGAUAGAGAGCAGGAAGAACGACAGGCCAGAAUCGACAGAGGAGAGCCGGCCGUAGAUCCUAUGAAACUGUACGACAAAGAAACAAUGGACGCGUUUUACAAGGCGCAGGAGUGUGUGCCGGCGCAUGAAGUGACAGAGAAAGUGUCCUAUACGACGUACAAAAAUGAUAACGCAUUCGACAGGAUCGCUCUGAGCCAACUGACCGGAGGUGAAAAACCUGAUGAGAGCAAAGUCAAACUUACUCGGGUCCCCGGCGCCAUUUUGUAUCAGUACGUCGAGAAGCAGGUCCCGGAGACCAAUGUGGAGUACGAGAUCGGCGAGGAGGUGGUGGAAUCGGCACCAUCGUCAGGUGAAACAGAAUCGAUUAAUAUCUCAAGCGACAGCAGUUCCAGUGAACCAGAAAUCGAUGUGCAAAUAAAGAAUAUCAAUAGAACAUCAUUCAGACCUUCCACAGCUAACAAAAGUAAAGUUGAGAGCGAAAAUGGUGAAAAUGUUGGUAAAACAAACAAAACUGAUGAAAGUGUUGAAGUUACAAAUUUGCCAUCGUCAUCAAAACAUGAAUCGGACCAAGCCACAGAUAAGGAAGCGAAGAGAUCUAUCAUAAAUACAAUUAAUUCUUAUGAAGACGGUAGAUAUCCUUCACAAGGCAUAAACUACUCGGACAUGACGAAGAACGCGAGGAUCGACCAAUCAGUGGCGUCUGAGAUCUUGACGCGGACGCAGCAGUACGAGGAGAGGGAGAUGUUCCGGCAGAUCGACGUGCUGAACAGCCACGCGGGGAAGAUAGAUAACAAGACAAACGCGAUCAUAGAGCACAUAUCGGGGCAACUGGAGAAUGAAUACACUCUGCCCGAAGUUUCACGCAUUCUCGAAGUGCACAUGGAAGUGGCAGAACAAAGAUGGCGGGCGGGCGAGUUUGUCAACUACGUCCCUGUCAGCCCGCCCGAGUCUGCUGUCGACGAUAAUGACAACGAAGACACCCUUGUACCAAGUCACGAUACUUCUCUUGAAGACACGCUAACUGAAGAUAAGGUCAACGCAAUGGUUAAGAUUAAUGAAGACAAUGAAAGUGAUCAUGGUACGGAGGCUAAAGAUGAUUCUAAAGAAACAACCGAUGUUGUUAAAUCGGAUAUAGAUACGCAACAAAACGAUGAUGAUUGUAAAGGGGAAUCUAAUGAUCUAAAAAAUGCAGAACUGAAUGAUUCCAAAGUUGAAUUUGAAUCGUUCGUUGAUGAAUCUGAAACAAUUGACGGUGAUGAUGUAUUUGAAGAUUGUGUUGGUGAUGGAGAAAGGGAUAAUUUUGAUCGCAUUGAUGAGACAUAUUCUAUUGAAAUGAAACUCGCUUUGGGGCUUGGGGAUGAGAACAAUACAUUUUAAUUGUUA
Messenger RNA from Amyelois transitella, 5580 nucleotides. It is a transcript of the gene dtr, whose product is annotated as dynein axonemal assembly factor 1 homolog. The coding region runs from base 28 to 5574 and encodes 1848 amino acids. Gene Ontology annotation, molecular function: protein binding. NCBI's taxonomy places the organism in Eukaryota, Metazoa, Arthropoda, Insecta, Lepidoptera, Pyralidae. The transcript is spliced from 17 exons. The record is from RefSeq and is a predicted model, not a curated record.